This is a messenger RNA of Symbiodinium sp. CCMP2456, 711 nucleotides long. The record is from the annotation of a GenBank genome assembly. NCBI's taxonomy places the organism in Eukaryota, Dinophyceae, Suessiales, Symbiodiniaceae.
AUGUUGCCAUCAUCCUUCACGCGGCUGCGUGAGGAGAAACCCAGUGCCACGAGUGGCCAAGGACCACAAAUGGCUGUGCGGGGGGCCCCGGAGAGAUUUGCUCUCGCGGUCCUGGGCUGCACCGGCGUGGGCAAGUCCGCCCUGGCCGGCAGAUUCUUGAGGGAUGAGGUGCUCCUCGAGCACGAUCCCACCAUCGAGGACCUUCACAGAAAGGAGCUCGUCCUGAAGGGUGCGCCGGUGUGUCUUGAAAUCGUAGAUACGGCGGGACAGGAAACCUACACCUCCCUGCGGAGGAGCUGGCUCCAGAACGGCAAGGGGUUCCUCUUCGUCUUCUCCUUGGCGGAUCGGCAAACGCUGGACGGGCUUUCAGCCUUCCGCGAGGAGAUCCGAAGCGUGUACCCCCAGGAGGCGCCUCCGAGCGUGAUCGCCGCCAACAUGGCGGACCUGCAGUGGGACGUGUCGGAGGAAGACCUGAAGAAACUGCAAGCCAACUGGCCCAACUGUGUACAGGUGCUCCAGACUUCGGCGGUGACCGGCCAGAACGUCCAUGAGGCCUUCGAGCAACUCUCGUCGGCUGUCCAGGAGCGGGAGCAUCGGCUACGUAGGGCUCAAAGAGAGGCCGCGCUGCAGCUUUCCUCGAAUCAGGAGUCGACGCAGAACUGCGCACGGUGCCGGCUGGCGCAAUGCUUCGCAAGCUGCACGGUGCAGUAG